This is a messenger RNA of Gastrolobium bilobum, 1743 nucleotides long. RefSeq lists its product as uncharacterized. Lineage: Eukaryota; Viridiplantae; Streptophyta; Magnoliopsida; Fabales; Fabaceae. Gene Ontology annotation, molecular function: catalytic activity. The record is from RefSeq and is a predicted model, not a curated record. Gene Ontology annotation, cellular component: endoplasmic reticulum. The coding region runs from base 82 to 1545 and encodes 487 amino acids. Gene Ontology annotation, biological process: GPI anchor biosynthetic process. The transcript has 4 exons.
UCAUGACAAACAUAAGCACAAGGCAGAUUUGAAAACAAUUCUGCAACUUCAUCUCACCAUCCUCAUUCCCAGCCUUGUCUUAUGAUCAACCCAAGCCAAGACCCUUUUCUGUCCCACACCCAAUUUCCCAUUAUGCUCAAGCUCCUCAACAAGAACCUCCACCGCUUCUUCUCCCAUCUCCGGUGGCCAAUUCGCCGCCGCUCAAAGUCCAAAGUAGUAGUGAUCAAGAAGUUAGGUAUGCAGAGCCCAAAAUCUCAACACGAACCAAGCACGAAUUUUUCCGCGGCGGUUCAUCCCAACGCUCAAUUGGGUAGUCCAAAACCCGAUAAACCAAUUCGGAUUGCGACCUUCAACGCUGCACUGUUCUCCAUGGCACCGGCGCUUCCCAAGGAAGAAGAAAAAGAAGCCACCUUUGACGACGAAAACAGCGUCGCCUUGAAACUUGGAAGACCCUUUGGCCUCAAUUCAAGAUCAAAAUCCACAAACGACCGCCCCAAAAGCAUUUUGAAGCAAUCUCAAUCUCCCCUGAACAGACCUAACAACCUCGGCAACAACAACCAACACAAGUUGUCGAAAUCGAAGAUGAGAGUUUCCAUCAAUCUACCAGACAACGAGAUUUCGCUGCUUCGAAGUCGACAAUCGAGCUUCUCGGAACACGAAAAGGAGAGACCCUUGGUGGGUUUUGCGGUGAACAGGAGUAGCACAACGUUGGUUGAUGUUCUGAGAGAAUUGGAUGCUGAUGUUUUGGGUUUGCUAGAUGUGAAGGCUGAGGAAGAGAAUGGGAUGAAACCAUUGUCUGAUUUGGCUGCAGCUCUUGGUAUGAACUUCGUCUUCGCUGAAAGCUGGGCACCUCAAUACGGCAAUGCCGUUUUGUCCAAAUGGCCCAUCAAACGUUGGAAUGCUCACAAAAUCUUUCAUCAUACUGAUUUCAGGAAUGUUCUGAAGGCCACUAUCGAUGUACCCGAAGCAGGUGAACUCAACUUUUACUGCACCCACCUUGAUCAUCUUGAUGAGAAUUGGCGGAUGAAGCAGAUAAAUGCAAUAAUCCAAUCUAAUGAUGAGCCUCACAUCUUAGCUGGAGGUCUUAAUUCACUGGAUGAAUCGGAUUACUCCCAAGAAAGAUGGAAAGAUAUAGUAAAGUACUACGAAGAGAUGGGAAAGCCAACACCAAAAAUUGAAGUGAUGAAAUAUCUCAAGAGUAAAGACUAUACAGAUGCUAAGGACUAUGCAGGGGAAUGCGAGUCAGUUGUCAUGAUUGCCAAGGGUCAAAGUGUCCAAGGGACAUGUAAGUAUGGAACUCGGGUAGAUUACAUAUUAUCAUCCUCAAAUUCUCCAUAUAAGUUUGUUCCUGGUUCCUAUUUAGUCCUUUCUUCCAAAGGGAAAUCAGAUCAUCACAUAGUGAAAGUUGAUGUGGUGAAGGUAAAUAGCAAUCCUCAAGAAAAUGUGACAAAGAAACCACAACCACCAAGACAGAAAGUGGUAAGAAUAACACAAUCGACUCCAUCAAAAGGUAUCUGGAAAAUAAACGGGGGAGAGAUAGAUUGAGUGCUUCUUUACCCCUCAGUUUGGAUUAGUUUGAUGAUUAAAUAUUGGGAAUGAAGCGUUUGUUUUUCUUUCUGCUUCCUAAUCCUAUGUUCUGUAUACAGCAUUCUUCAAUAGAUUUAGAAGAAUAUGAAAGAAGAGGGUGAUAUGUCAGUAUGACACUUUUUUAAAAAAUAAAAUAAAAUUGUAUAGCUUUUGAUC